Molecule: messenger RNA, 1859 nt
Organism: Alternaria rosae
Lineage: Eukaryota; Fungi; Ascomycota; Dothideomycetes; Pleosporales; Pleosporaceae
Exons: 4
Coding region: 237-1655 (472 amino acids)
Biological process (GO): regulation of transcription by RNA polymerase II
Molecular function (GO): zinc ion binding; DNA-binding transcription activator activity, RNA polymerase II-specific
Source: RefSeq, a predicted model, not a curated record
GGUAUGCAGCACAACCUCAUCACUUACGCCCGACGACGAAGGAGCUAAACCCCGGAAUCCGGCCUUGUUGCCUAAUCUCAUACCGUCUUACACGCAUAUUUAACAGCGGCAUGGACGGUUUAUACGAGCUUUGGUUAGACUGCGUCUACCCACCUCCAACGUUCUCCCUCUUUACAGGCUUGAUGCAUACCUCGUAGGACCUACAACAAGAACGGGGCUCAAAUCGAAUCGACGCUAUGCCUGCUCUCGUAUCCAAACGUAGUGUCUCGUCAGCGGAAAAGGGUGUGAGGAAACGCCGCUGGAAUGCGAAAUCGAGGAAUGGGUGUCAGAACUGCAAGUUGAGACGGGUUAAGUGCGAUGAGACGAGGCCGCGGUGUGCAAAGUGCAUGACUUAUGGUGUGGCGUGCGACUUCGAGGGCAAGGAGGGUGGGUUGGAUGUGCAUGUGAAGGGCGUGGGGAGGUUUGAGUUUGGGGGGCUAACCACAAUCACGGCGGAACAUGAGACGAGAGAAACGACUCGCACACCUUGGAGCCCAAUAUCAAUCAACGGCGUCGUGACUUCGAUGAUCGGAGACUCUCUUCGAUCCGGGGCGUCGGAACUCGGUUCGCACAUGAUAACUGGACAUGCGUCAUGGGAGUUUUCUGAGAGUCAUCUCGAGAUCCUUGCGAGGUUUCAGAGUAGGACGUCUUUGACUGUUGGGGGUGAGAGAAUGGCCCCAGCAUGCAGAGACAUAGUAUGCCGCCUUACAUUCAACCAUCCGUUCCUAAUGCACAUGAUCCUCGGCCUAACCUUAAUGCACGACUCCGCUCUUGCCCACUCUCCCGCCCAAUCUAUCUCUCUCCAAAACGCCUCACUCCGCCACUGGUCCCACGCAACAACUCUCUACCAAGGCCUCCUCUCCGGCCCAAUCCCACCAUCCCAACGCGACGCAAUCUGGGCCACCGGCGUCCACCUCGGCGCGGCAUCCUUCUGGUACCUCGAAUCCGACGACCCCCACGCCGUCUGGCCGCUCAAGCCUUCCGAGCCGGGUGACCUGGCGUGGAUGAAGAUCGGAGAAGGCAAACGACAUCUGUGGCGUAUCGCAGAUCCGACAAGGGAGGAUAGUGUGUUCAACCGUGUUUUAAAGAAGAAGACAGGUCCGUGUCCUACGCCACCCGAGUGGAUGGUGAGCAACGACACCAGUCUCGUGCCUGAGAAGGUUAGACUGUUGUUCGGUAUCACUGCAGAGUCUAGCAAGGAGAACAACGUUUACCACUUUCCCGUCCUCAUCCUCUCGCGCAUCCAGCAUCUACGCCUAUCGCAUACGAACGUGUUGGAUUUCUUAUACUUUACCGCGUUUCUCACGCCCGAAUUCCUCGAAUUACUCGAACAUAAAGAUCCAAAAGCGGUGUUUCUGCUAGGCUGGUGGUUUAGCACGUGCCGGGAUGGCACGCUUUGGUGGGUGACGAGACGAGCGAGGGUCGAAGGCGAGGCUGUGCGGAUUUGGCUGGGAGGAGUGGAUAAGCGUCUUCUAGAGUUGUUGGAGGAGCUGGGUCAGAGAAGGGUAAAUGUAAUGGAAGAGAGGUUCUGGGUGAUGGAACGGGUUGUGGAUGAGGAGGGCUUCGAGACUAAUUGGGCGUUGGAUUCUAGAGGGAGGAUAUUGACGGUGGCUUGAAGAUUACCUUAAGGGUCGGACUUGGGGUAUUUGGUGUCUGAGGUUCGCCAGCGCUCUAGUCAUUCCUGUGCGUAUAACCUCCAGGGUCUGGAGGGGGCGCUGUUGUAAGUUGAGGUUAUACCCGACCCGGACGGAAGACAGCAGCGAGAUGUGCUAGAGAGAGCUUCUUGGUCUGUCGAUACUUGUAGCACGAACAUGGUGUCG